Messenger RNA from Mauremys mutica (yellowpond turtle), 5924 nucleotides. RefSeq names its product family with sequence similarity 78 member A (gene FAM78A). The coding region runs from base 981 to 1832 and encodes 283 amino acids. The record is from RefSeq and is a predicted model, not a curated record. NCBI's taxonomy places the organism in Eukaryota, Metazoa, Chordata, Testudines, Geoemydidae. The transcript is spliced from 3 exons.
AGUUCCCCCAAGGUGCAGGAUGCUGUGAAGCUCUGAAGACAGAAGGAUCCGGAAGCGCAGCCUGGGGGAAAGGCUGUUUCUCUCUCUGUUCACACACAUGCAAAGGACACUCGCCCCAUGCCUGCAGCUGAGUCCCUGGGGGUGUCGGCGAGCCGGGUCCCCGGAGACGAGGCAGGCUGCUGAGCCAGGGCUGCCGAGACAUCUGAGGACACAGGCGGCGUGACAUGCGAUCCACUGCAGCAUCAAACUAAGAGCCCAGCGCUGGAAGGGGAGGAGGAGGGGUGGGGAGAAGCUGCGAAGCCAGCGCCGGGCUCGUAUCCUGCCGGCUUCGCAUCCUUCCCCGGCCCAGGUGGCGGGUGAGUGGAGAUGUCACGGGAGGCGAUUGUUUGCUGCAGGCUGGGUCAGCGUGGCGGAUCGUGACCUAGGGGGAGAGCAGCUCUACCCGAAGCAGCCAGGAAGCAGCAGCCGCCACCAGUAACAGCAGAGAAACUUUGACAAAACUUCUGCAGAUCCCACAGCCAGGGAAGUUAUGAACAACUGCAAGUCCGGAAGUGAAAAUCUACAGGGACUGUGACAAGAAGUAUUUUUAUUAUUUAUAUAGAUGUGUCUAUCAGCAUUCUGCGUUUUCAUCCAAAGAAUAAAGGGAAAUGCCAGCUUUGCUGAUGUUUCAUGGUGAACAGAUGGCAUUCAAAAAGAGGAAGGACUAAAUAUCUCAUCUUUAAAAAAGGAGAUGAUUAUUUAUUGAACUCAAGACUUUUUUUAAUCCAAAGAAUAUAUGAAUGAAAGAUUUCAUCUGACAUUAUCUGGAGAAUAAGAAAAGGCCCCUUGCUUCUAAAGUGCAGCUAAAUCCAUAGAAGCAGUAGUGAUAAUACUGAAAUUCAAACAGAGACUUUAUAUGAUGAAUUUUCUAUCCUAUGGAUAUCAUUUUUGAGAUUACAAAUCAGGAAGAUCUAUAUUUGAUCUAGCACCAUAUCAUUUCAAUGCCUAAUCUUCCCCAGGAUUGCUGGAGUGUCCUAGGAAUUGCACUGGUGUUGUAUGCCAUGGGCUGUAUUCAGAGUAUUAGCUGCAAAUCCAAAGUUUUCCGGGAAAGUAUUUCAGUGAUUGAAGUGAAAGCCUCCAUCGAUCCUGUUCCCACCAGCAUCGACGAGUCAUCCAGCGUGGUUCUGCGCUACCGGACCCCUCACUUUCGAGCCUCUGCCCAGGUCUUGGUACCACCUAUCCCCAAGAAAGAGACCUGGAUCGUGGGUUGGAUUCAAGCAUGUAGCCAUAUGGAGUUUUACAACCACUACGGGGAGCAGGGAAUGUCGAGUUGGGAGCUCCCAGAUCUGCAAGAUGGCAAGAUCCAGGCCAUAAGCGACUCGGACGGCGUGAACUACCCCUGGUACGGCAACACCACAGAAACCUGCAUGAUCGUGGGACCCACCAGGAAGGAAUCCAAGUUCAACAUCAGUAUGAAUGAUAACUUCUACCCAAGUGUCACAUGGGCGGUGCCUGUGAGCGAGAGCAACGUGGCAAAACUCACGAGCAUCCACCGGGAUCAAAGCUUCACCACCUGGUUGGUUGCCACCAACACAGCCACCAGCGAGAUGGUGAUCCUGCAGACUAUCAAGUGGCGUAUGAGGCUGGGCAUAGACGUGAAUCCCAGCAGACCCUUGGGGCAGCGUGCAACGCUGCAGCAACCCUUUGCUCAAGAGCAGCCCCAGGUCCUUAGCAAGAAUGAGCCAAUACCACCCAGUGCCCUUGUGAAACCCAAUGCCAAUGAUGCUCAGGUACUCAUGUGGAGGCCAAAGGACGGGCCACCACUAGUGGUGAUCCCUUCAAAAUAUCGGUAAUAGCAACCUGGCAUCCCGGCACCAGAAGGGAAGAAAAUAACCCUGCACUUAGAUACUUUUAGAAUCUAAGCAAAAUUGAGAUGCACUUUUUAUUCAUUCAACAGAAAUGCAACCAUUCUACCUUCUCCCAUUGGGACGGAUCUCACUGUGCUGAAGCUAAAGAGGAGACCUUGACCAGGGUCUGUCUCAUCACCUGAUUCCCUAAGGGAGGAAUCAGCAAACUAAACUUUAUUUCUAGCCCUGUAACUUUCUUUUCUUCCUGACUUUAGUUAUGGUUUGAACUUCAGUCUCAUUAGCUCACCCAGAUUGUCCAGAACAAAAUAAGAUUUUUAUCGGGGAUUUUAUUAUGUUUGGUGGGAGGAAAGGGAUUUUUUUUUUUGUCCCCAGAAUGAAACUCAAGUUCCUGGAGCUAAACGCUGACUAUUUAUUUAUUAUGCAUUUUUUUUUAAAUGAUAAAAGGUUCUGAGUUGCAAACCUAAGUCAUGCGGCCUUAUGUAGACUUUGCUUUGCAUUGCCAAACUUUUGCCUUAAAGCUGUGUUUGAAAGAAAAUUUAAUCUCACCAAGCAGAAUCUCUUUUCUACAAGAUUUUAGGGAGGGUCAGGGGAAGCGUUCUGGAGGAAGGGAUAGAUUGUCAGUGUAUCAAGUGAUGAGGAGGAAGGAAUGAUAAUGGAAGAAACCAGAUUAAAAAGAAAACCUUCCUGGUUUUAAACAUGGAACAAGAAAGCAUGGAAAUAAACCCAGCUCAAACCCAGUUGUUUUGCUGUAUGAGCAGAAAUGGGACUAGUACUCACACAGUUGCAAUGCAAGUAACAAGUUUGUUAGAGAAACGUCUGUGGACGAGAGCUGCCAGGCCCCUCACUGCUCGAUAGAAGGGGUCAUCCCAGCCUUGCAUUGCUAAAGCCUUCUGAGCUGAGCCUCUUUUGGCAUGAGAAUACGGGACAAUCCAGACAAUGGUGGGAACGACUGGAGAUGUGGUACUCAAAAAAACACAAAUCAGGGGAAUUAGUUCCAUCUUGCUUGCCCUGAGGAGAUGACUUUCUCCUUCCAAACGAGCCCACUAUUAUUUCCCCCUAGGCUAUCGUGACUGGUGGGUCACACGCAAACUGUAAUAUAUGUGGGGUCAAAUUCUGCCAUCGGUUACUCCCAUGAAACCCCAAUGAACUCAUAACAGGUGGGGUGAGAGGAGCAAGAUACAGCAGAACCCAUCUAAAAUCACUGGGGCUGCAUGGGUGUAAAUGAGGGCAGCUGUUGUCUCUGACCCAGGAAGAAUUAUACCUGUGAAAAUAAUAUGCACCCUUCCUAUUAACAGUGAAAACAAAAAAAAGUCUCCUCUUACUAUAGCUUUAGUGCUCACCUGGGCUGAUGGAGAAGCAGCCUUAUGGUCCCACCGGAUUCAGAUAGCUUUCAGUGAUAAGGGUUGUGGGUGAUGACAUAGCUGCAGAGAUAUGGUGGAAGCAUACAUGUGUAAGCAGGCGACCCCUAAGAAGAUGAAAAUAAUGCAAAAUCUGCAUCCUGCAGGGAGGAUGCUCCGGGAAGUCAUGUCUGUUUGGAACAUAAGUCAGGGCCCUAAGAAAUCAUUUGGUGGAUCUCCUAGGUGGCCUCAGAGACACCACCAGUAUUUCUCCAAAGACAGGAAGCAUGAAAAGGAGGCAGCUCGACUGAGAUGUGUAGCUGAGGAGAGUUUAGAAAUGGAGGAACUUGUAUGGUGGAGGCAGUGUGGGCUGGAGGACAGGGCAGGGGCUGGGAGGAGAAGACCUACCUUCUGUUUUCAGCUCUUCUUGUAUGGCCUCAGGUAAGUCUCUGACUCUCCACUGCACCUGUAAAAUGAGGAUAGUGACACUUCCCCUUCCCGAGGAAUUGCUUAGGGACUAGGAGUGCUCACAUGUUCUGUACCUGGCUGGUCCCUGCUCAGCUGGUCUCACCGGGACUCCACAAGACUCCCAUCUGGAUCUGCCAUUUUCCACGCUAUGCUCCAAGCAGCUCUGUCUCUCCCCCACACUCAUCGGCUAGCUGCUAGCAUUGCAGCCAGCCUCCAUGCACACUCUUUAAAGAGUUCACCAGCAAGACAGCCUUACGAUAUACCAGGACCCUCCCUACUUUGUGUCCAACCCCUUUAUUUUGGCAGCAUGCUCAAAUGCAACCCUCCCGCUCAGGGACCAGAAGCCUCAAUGCCUGCUUCCAAGCCCCAGCAUCCCACAUGACAGCACCUAUAGUCAUCCUUCAUGUCACCAGACUCAGUUGAUUCCCAACAGCAGCAGUGUUCAUGGGCAUUCCGGGAGAGACUGCUUCAGAUGGGAUUUGUCCACAGAUGCCUGCACUCUUCCCAACAGGCAGAUAUCUGACGCAGGGAGCCAGUCAUUAGAUGCAGUUUGCCAACCAACGGCCAAAGAAGGCUUAAACCCAGGCCUUAGAUCUAGAGAGGAUGAUGAUUCAAGCUUGAGAGACCUUGUGGUGUGCGUGGUGACUGCCUCCAUCAUUCUUAAGUUCCCCUUUCUUAUGUCUAAUCAGCUCCCAGCUAUAGCUUGACUUGUACAGACCCUUGAGACUUAUCCAUAUUCUCUCCCGGGCAAUACCACGCAAUAGCAAAUCACUGAAUACGGCAAAACCUCUUCCUGGUGCGUCCGGACUGGUGAUAGUUGGGAUGGGCCCAAGUGGUGAAGCUUGCAUCCAUUUCUCAGCAGCCCCAAAGUUUAGUGUGUGCACGUUGGGGAAGGAAGGGGGAGGUGUUUUUCAGGCCUGGCAUUAUUUUGAGCCUUUUUCUGAAGUGCUGAGUAUUUGCAGCUACUUUUGACUUCAGUACAGGUUGUGGGUUCUCAGCACCUCUGGCACAAAAAAUCAGAACACUCCUUCAUAAAGCUAGUUAAGACAGUGGGUUCUGAGGAAAGAUUUCUUCUCCUGCUCAUCCGAAAUCACAUUCAGGGAAUCCUCAGGCCAUAUUCCAUUUAGCGUGGCAUUAGGCUUAGUCUCUGGGUACAUGAAACAAGCCAGAUUCCUACUGCCUAUCUUGCUGGAUUGGAUACACCCCUGCAAUUUGACAUUAACCUCCUUGCUAAGACUUUCCUGCUGCACUGAGUAGACCUGGCUGGGCAGUAAAUGUGAGAAUGAAGGUUCAUGUCAGGGGUCAGUUUUGCAUAGCCUUUGCAAGGCCUUUAACUCCCACUCCAUCCCAAGAAUGCCUCUCCUGUUUCCUUGUUGGAAACAUCCCUCCCUCCUCCCUUUGUGCUGUCAGAUGCUGGUGUAGAAAAAGGACACUGCCUUUUUAAGACUUCAUGCUUUGUGAUUAAAUAAGUGAUGUUUUUCCAAUGCUGCUCCAUUACGAAAACUGCUGAGGACAGAUUGAGCCAACACAAAAGGGGUGGCGGCUGGAAAUGAAAAGUGCUAUGCACACCACUAUUUAUAUGGCUGGUUAAUAACGCAAUAGCCAUAUAUUUAGAAUUGCUGUGCAUAGCACUUAGCCUCUCCUUUGGUACUUGAAUCUUCAGGGCACCAGCUCAUGCACUGAGUGGCUGUGAUCAGCAGCGGUAAAUACAGCUACCUCUCUAUUAGGGUAGCCAAGCAAUUGAUGGGAUUGUACGAGGGACGUGUCCUGAAGGAAGUGCAGAGCUAAAGCUGGGUAUUGCUGGAAACAUGAGCUAUUGCACCUCUGGGUACAGAUCUAGUGCGCAACGUGAGUGUGGUAGCUCCGGUGAUCCCAUCUUACUCCUCUCAUGAUGGGCAGUUCUCUAUGGCUCCAAGCUAGUGCAUGAGCUGAAAUGUGCCAGUCUCUGCUCAGGAAGAACUGGGUCAGUCUCUGCUGCAUGUCAGGAGAGAGAGGAUGGGCAGAGAUGCGGAGGGACCAGGAUGGAAACAGCAAGGGGUCCCUCAUGUUAACUUCCAUCUCCUGCACACUGAAAGGAGGCAGGACUUCAUGGCUUCUUGUUCACUAGCAAACCACGUGAGCGAUGGCACAUGGAUUCCAUUCCUGGCUUUCAUUAUGUUUAUAUGUACCAGCUAGCAUGGCAAGAAGCAGCAGAGAGCCUGCAAUGAGCUCAGAGAAAGGCAGUUGGAUUAGGAUGGUGCUUUGGCCGGGGGAGAGAAGGGUUACCUUAGAC